Lynx canadensis (Canada lynx) is the source of this 2089-nucleotide messenger RNA. RefSeq names its product myeloid leukemia factor 1 (gene MLF1). Gene Ontology annotation, cellular component: cytoplasm; nucleus. The record is from RefSeq and is a predicted model, not a curated record. The transcript has 8 exons. Gene Ontology annotation, biological process: regulation of DNA-templated transcription. Lineage: Eukaryota; Metazoa; Chordata; Mammalia; Carnivora; Felidae. The coding region runs from base 116 to 970 and encodes 284 amino acids.
GCAGCCGGGAGAGAAGCGUUGACUGUGUGGGGAAGGCUGGCUCGGGUCGCGGCCGCGGCGAGUUACAUCCUUUUCCAAUCUGUCCGCGUCCGCCGCCGCCCGUGACGGAGCCAGGAUGUUCGGGAUGCUGAGCAGCAGCUUUGAGGAUGAUCCCUUCUUCUCCGAUUCUUUUAUUGCACACCGAGAAAGUAUGCGACAGAUGAUGAGAAGUUUUUCUGAACCUUUUGGAAGAGAUUUGCUCAGCAUCUCUGAUGGCAGAGGAAGAGCUCAUAAUCACAUGAGACAUGAUGAUGGUGAAAAUUCUUUGACUGUAAUGAAUUCUCUUAUGCCUUUUGGCAGUUUUGGUGGUAUGCGUACAGAUGUCAACCCUUUUCAGGCAAUGGACCGAAUGAUGUUAAAUAUGCGAAACAGUAUGCAGGAAUUACAAAGAAACUUUGGUCACCUUUCAGUGGAUCCAAAUGGACAUUCAUUUAGUUCUUCCUCAAUUAUGACUUAUUCCAAAGUAGGAGAUGAACCACCAAAGGUUUUCCAGGCCUCAACUCAAACCCGUAGGGCUCCAGGAGGAAUAAAGGAAACUAGGAGAGCAUUGAGAGAUUCUGACAGUGGACUAGAAAAAAUGGCUGUUGGUCAUCAUCUUCACGACAGAGCUCAUGUCAUUAAAAAGUCAAAGAACAACAAAACUGGAGACGAAGAGGUCAAUCAAGAGUUCAUCAAUAUGAAUGAAAGUGAUGCUCACGCUUUUGAUGAUGAAUGGCAGAAUGAGAUUUUGAAGUACAGACCAGCGGGACAGUGGCGCCAUGUGGAAAACCCUAAGAUGCGAAGUGUUGGUCAUGAGAAUUCAGGCUCCCGAGAACUUAAAAGAAGGGAGAAACCUCAUCAAAGUCCAGCCAUUGAACAUGGAAGAAGAUCAAAUGUUUUUGUGGACAAACUCAACAUCAAAGGAUCACCUGUGAAAAUCAACAAAAAAUAAAUAGGCUUGCAGUUGAUUUGUUUAGUUUUGAUUGUUUUAACAGAGAAAGUAAUGGUGCUGGGUAAUACACAUAAGACCAAUCCCUUGUUAAAUCAGUACUGUACUUAACAACUUUCUUCUGAUAUCUGAAUGAUCUUGGAAGUGCUAGCUUUAUAUUGUCCCUACUUUAGGAAUAAAACUUUGAUUUUCAACAAUUUAAGUAAGUUGCUAAACUUUUAUUAAACUCUUUAUUUUAAAACAUACUGAUUUUUAAAGCUGAUUUUGCUUUCUCAGUUAUCUUCCUAUUGGCUAUGUGUUCUUUUAUAUGUUCAAGAUUGAAUUUGGAACUAGUUUUGUCAUAUGUAUUAAUUAUAAGAAAGUAAAAUGGUAAAAAAAAUAGUCUUGGUUUUCACUAACAAUACUACAGUGAUGUUAAUAAAGAUAAAAUUAUUUAAAUCAAAUUUUAUGUGUUAUGUAGCCAGCUAGCUUAAAGAUUUAAAAAAAAAAUAAAGCAAAGCACCCUACUACUGUUUUAUGAGAAAUUAGUUAUUAUUUUGAUAAAUUACAUGAAAAAUAAUCAAUUCUGAAUUUCAAGAGAUUUAAAAUUGCUAAUAUAUAUGAGUUUUAGGCUUAUAAUUUCUUUUAUAGUAUAUUCUUUUUUGUUCUAGAUUACAUUUUUAACAUUCAUCAGACUUUAUAUUGACCUUUCUCUUUAACUUAUUAAGGUAGCAUAUUUCUGCUCUUCUUUCCUACAAACAGCUUAAUCUGUCUCCACAGUUAACAUUCUAAAGUUGGAGUGUCCUUGGAGAAACUCUACUCAGCCUUCUGUGACAUUUAGAAAAAUGCAUUUGGUAUUCUGUAAACUUGAAUGAUUGAUUGUCUCAAAAUUUCUUAGACAGGAGAUUGUGUGUUUGAGCAAGGUACUUAGUAAAUCAGUUGUUCUCUUUUAUACCAUUUAAAAAUUCAGCUUUAGCUCUUUUAUUCUAGAAUUCAAACAUUAAUCUGUUUUUAUAGAAGUUAGAUUUGAAGUUUAUGAGAAUAUAAAAUCUUAACUCUUAAGUUCUGUUUCAAGGGGGGAAAAAAGAACAGAAAAUCCACUAUCACUUCAUAAUCUUAACAUCUUGUUUUUUUUAACUUUGG